GAAAUAACUCUCAAAAACAUUUUCCAUUUUACAGCCGAAGGAAUAGCGAAGAAGAAGAGAAAGAGAGUUCUGUGAAAAGCUUGCACUCAAAUGAAGUUCGCUAAUGGCGCUAAUUGCUACUAGAACCAAGAUCUCGAGGAUUCUCUCCUCUUUCUCUCCUAAGACCUUGCUUUCUAGACCUCCAUUUUCCUCUAAUGGCGUCCAGGCGGCUGCUCGGCUCCACCCGCUGGGAGGAUUCGGGCCUUCAUUUGCAUCCUCUGCUGUUGCUUCCAUGGAGCCCGAAGCCCUAGGUAACAGAGCUAUUGGCUUUGAAAUCUUGGGCGUUAAGGAUUAUGAAGACUAUCGGAGGUCUCUCUAUGGCGAAAUCACUCACAAGGCUUUGCUCGUUGAUGCCGUUGGUACUCUUGUGGUUCCUUCUCAACCUAUGGCUCAGAUAUAUAGGGAAAUAGGUGAGAAGUAUGGAGUGAACUACUCGGAAGGGGAGAUUCUGAAUAGAUACAGAAGGGCGUACGAGAAGCCUUGGGGUAGAUCUCGUCUCAGAUAUGUGAGUGAUGGGAAACCCUUUUGGCAAUAUAUCGUCAGUUCUUCCACGGGCUGUUCUGAUUCUCAGUAUUUUGAAGAACUCUACAACUACUAUACGACUAAGAAGGCCUGGCACCUUUGUGAUCCUGAUGCUGAGAGAGUCUUUAAAGCUCUCAGACAAGCAGGUGUAAAGAUAGCCGUUGUGUCAAACUUCGACACUCGAUUAAGACCUCUAUUGCGGGCUUUGAAUUGCGAUCACUGGUUUGACGCUGUAGCAGUGUCAGCUGAAGUUGAAGCCGAGAAACCUAAUCCGACUAUAUUCCUAAAAGCCUGUGAAUUGUUGGGAGUGAGCCCUGAGGAUGCCUUACAUGUUGGGGAUGAUCGUAGGAACGAUAUAUGGGGCGCUAGAGAUGCCGGUUGUGAUGCAUGGCUUUGGGGAAGUGAUGUACACUCCUUCAAAGAGGUUGCAGAGAGGAUUGGAGUGAAAGUGUGAAACGGGGGUUAUGACUUAGGUAAAAGCAUUAAACUUGUUGGAUUUCCAUGGAAGCUCUCUGGAUGUACAGGGUUUUUACCAGUGAGAGCAGCUGAGUGUGUAUAUUUUGUGUGCUGUGUUUGUAUAGUUAGUCCAACUGUUUUUGCUACCAAGCAAGCACACUAAAUAAAAAAGAACUCUUUUUCUUCUUGUUUGUGUCCAUAAAGUGGUAAAUUGCAGAUCUUAGUGGUAAAAAGAGUGUAUGGGUUUAAUAAAAGAAAUUAAUCUAUGGUGGCCAUUUAGUUAGGAUUAAUAUCUUAUAAGUUUCUUUCA
Molecule: messenger RNA, 1327 nt
Organism: Benincasa hispida (wax gourd)
Lineage: Eukaryota; Viridiplantae; Streptophyta; Magnoliopsida; Cucurbitales; Cucurbitaceae
Product: Haloacid dehalogenase-like hydrolase (HAD) superfamily protein
Source: RefSeq, a predicted model, not a curated record